CUGCGUUUGGGCGUCUGCAGUGCGAGCAAAGUGAACGAGACACAUUUAUUUCUCCGCUGGGUGUUGAGAUUUCAUUCCUUGGUGCAUUGAUUGAGCAUAGACGGCCAGCAAGUCCCUUCAGGCAUAUGGGAGCAAAGGUAGGAGGAGGAGGUACUGCAAUCGGGGUGGCUGUAACACUCAGCAAAGUGGGCGAUUUUGUGUUUGUGUGAUUGACGCUGGCAAACGGUGGUUGUACACUCUCGCCUACUACGGGGUGAUAAAUGAUGCCCACAGAGUACGUUCGGGGCAAGUGUGAGAAAAAACAUAUUGCGACUGGUGCGUAAAAUUGCGUCGAAACCACUCCUACCGCGGAGUAGAGCAUAAAUCGGGCUGGGGAAGAAGUGGAACAGAGCGGCUCGGCACGAACUCACACAUAUACAUCCCGUACAGCCCUCACGAAUCCCGUGAUUAGGAUGGAAUCGGUAAAGAAUGACGAAGUGGCUGGUGAAUCACUAGCGAGCGAAGAAAGCGCUACUGUUCCGGCGGAAGAUGGCGUCGGGAAUGGUCGGAAACGAAAAUUGUCACUCACCGACGAUUCGAAUGGUGCGGAGCCGCCGAACGCCAAACAGCAAUUGCUGUCGGAGGCAGAAGCAAGCAGCAGCAGCAGCCGCGGCGACAAUGGAACCGAAGACCCUGAAACCUCGUCGCCGGAAGUGCCGUUAGGCGUUAAUCUGCUCGACUUGAGCGAUGAAAUAUUGCUACUGAUUUUCCAGCACCUCGACGGUAACAGCCUACUGCCACUGUCGUACUCCUGCAACCGGUUGCAGCGCCUCGUUGGCGAUAAAACGCUCUGGAUCGUGGCGGAUUACACGACCGAGGGUUUGAGUUCGCACGAGGUGCAGCAGCGCGUGUGGCAGCUACAGCCGGUCACGAAGACGCUCAAGCUGCGCGGAUUGACCAGCGUUUACCCGGAAGUGCGUUGGAACGCGUCCACCCUGACGCCGGUGAUCCUCGAGACGAUCACGCUGCUUUGCCCGCUGCUGGAACGACUCGAGCUAACCGAAGCGUAUCUGGAUAUGAACGAAAUCAGUAUUCUCAUGUUCCCGCGCACGCUCCGCAAGCUCGUGCUACGGAAGUGUGCCGUUUCGGCACAGUUUCCCCAGGAAAACUUUCUCGUGCCACAUCCGCAGAUCAGCUCGUUCCUGUCCAACAUCCAGCAUCUGGUGCGGCUGGAAGAACUCACGAUCGAGUACUGCGCUUGGUUCGAUACGCACGACCUGAUGGCCCUUUCGAAGCUGCCCAACUUGCGUUACCUUAGCCUGAAGGGGUGCGUCAACAUUAAGGACAGCGUCCCGUACGCCAGUCUGGCCACCCGGUUCGGAUUCAAAAAGCUGCAGGUUCUGGAUCUCCGCGACACGCCCAUUUCGGACUCGGACGUGAGCUGCUUCAAUACCGUCCAUUCGUUGCGCGAACUGCUGCUCGAGUGUCCGGAGCAUCUGCGCACCGAGCGCGGUCUGCACGAGUACAAUGAAGCCGAGCGGCAGCGCGCGGAACAGCUGCACCGCCUGGCGGUGCCUGACAUUAUACAUCACAACGAUGCGCAUCCUCAACCGGCUGCCGCCGGAGAGGGUGGUGCAGCUGGCGAAGCUGCAGGAGGGGCCGGCGGACCGCCACCGCCCCUGCCGCCUCCCCGGCUGGGGUUCGAAAUUCGGCUGAUCAAUGGCGAUCAGGACGUGGUGGUGCACAACUAUCGCAAUUUUGCCCGCCGAUCACCGCCCCCUGCUCGGGUGUUUCACAUUUUCGCUGACGCGGAGAUGAAUCAGGCCGGUCAAGCUGGUGCACAACCCCCACCACCCCCACCGCCACCACUUGCGGCAGUCGCAGCAGCAGCAGCAGCCGCAGCAGAAGCAGCCGCUGCAGUGCGAGGAGCUGUCCCCCCGGCAGCUCUAGCGGCGGGAGUCGCAGCAGCACCAGCAGCCGCAGCAGAGGUAGCCGCUGCAGCGCGAGGAGCAGACCCAGGUCUUGCCGGACUCGCAGCAGCAGCAGCACAGGUAGCCGCUUUAGCGGGAGUAGUAGCUCCGCCGCCAGUUCCAGCUGCUGACGUUCAGGAAAACAAUAAUAAUAACAAUAAUAAUGUCAACAACAACAAUAACAACGUCGAUCGUCAGCAUAUCGUUCGCAUCAUCAAUCGCGAUCUGUUGCUGCAGCGACCCGAACAGUUGGAGCUAGAGAAUCCGCGGCGUUUCCUGCGGCGCCCGCUCGAACGGCAGAUUCACGCCGCGUACCAACAGAUCUUUAACGCAGGAAACAAUGCAAACUUGCACCGCCCUUGGGCACCCCCAGAUCCUCCGGCGCGACAGGAGCGACAGCCCCCGGCAGUGGUCCUGGCACCGGUUGCACAGGCCCCACCACCCGACGCAGGAGCGGGGGGAGCUGCAAAUGGUGCAGAUCAAGCCGCGGCGGAACCGCCACCAAUUAAUUUGCAUCUGCGUAUCAAUGCCGUUGGCCACCGUAGAGUGAUAAACCGAAUCCGUCACAAUCCGGCGCCGGCAAAUGGGAAUGGCCAGGCGGCGGACCCGGUGCCGCCACCGCAGCAACCACAGCCGCCACAACAACCGCAGGCCGCCGGUCGCCCGUUCCAGCCACAGGCGCAUCCUCCGGGACCACAGCGCAUCGUACCGCACGUGAUCAUCAUGCCCGGGUUGGACAACAUUCAGGACUUCAUUCAUCGGCAUGGCAAUGGAAACCACCAUCAGCUGUUCGUCAACCUUGGCAUGGGACAACAGCCCGCUAACUAUGUGUCGCUCGUAAGCGAUCGCAGCAUCUGUGCGUACGGUGUGUCUCGGAACGAUGCCGUCAUCGGCCGCCUCGUGCCAAAUCUGACCGGUCUAGAGCGACUGUCGGUGCGCAACUACAAGCUAGUCACCGACAUUUCCCUGGAACAUCUGGAAUCGGCGGCGCCCCAUUUACUGCUGCUCGACGUGACCGGAACAUCAGUGACGGCUAACGGGGUGCGCGGUUUCCGCCUAUCACGGCCAGGGUGUGCCGUCGUCUGCGACUUUGACGAUGUUUUGGAAUCAUCCCCCAAGGACAAUGAGCAACCACCGGACGUUCCUCCAGAGGCACAGGCACCGGUCCCUGUCCCGUAGAGGGAUCCUGCCCGCACAUAUGCUAAUGCGACUGCCAAGCCGACAAAAUUGCACACGAAUCAUUUGCCCAGCUAUGGCCGAAUACAGUAUGCCCGUCUGUAGUGAAAGCGCCCGUAACACAUAGGUUGUGUUUCGCACGGUUUCGGAUUUAUUUUUACAACCGAUUUUAAAUUUCUCCUCUGUUCCUUGCUUUUUACUACACAUAAAAUACAUACAAAUAUAUC
Molecule: messenger RNA, 3352 nt
Organism: Anopheles cruzii
Lineage: Eukaryota; Metazoa; Arthropoda; Insecta; Diptera; Culicidae
Exons: 2
Coding region: 453-3128 (891 amino acids)
Molecular function (GO): protein binding
Source: RefSeq, a predicted model, not a curated record